GAGCUGGAGGCGGGCGGUAGGUCGGCGCAAAGAGGCCCCGAAAUCCUCCCGGAGCAGAAUCCUGAGGGGUGUAGAGGCUACGAUGCUGCUGUUCUGCCCGGGCUGCGGGAAUGGGCUGAUCGUGGAGGAGGGACAGCGUUGCUACUGCUUCGCCUGCAACACCUGCCCCUACGUGCACAACAUCACCUGCAAGGUGACAAAUCGAAAGUAUCCAAAGCUGAAAGAAGUGGAUGAUGUACUUGGAGGAGCAGCUGCCUGGGAGAAUGUUGACUCUACUGCAGAGCCGUGUCCCAAAUGUGAACAUCCUCGUGCUUACUUCAUGCAGCUUCAGACCCGCUCUGCAGACGAGCCAAUGACCACCUUCUACAAGUGCUGCAAUGCUCAGUGUGGACACCGCUGGAGGGACUAGGGCCAGGGUGGCCUGGCUGCCUGAGCGUCUGCUUGACCUGUCCCUCAGUGUGCAUUCUCAGCUGGGAGUAUGAAUUUUGUGUCCUGAGGGUCUUCACUGGUCUGACAGAAAACUAACCCUUUUAAGUGUCAAGAAAAGUAGCCUAUUUGCCCAUCAGAAUGAAUGGAUGAAGUUAUUAAUGUCCAGGGAGUUUUUGUGUGUGGAGGAGACUGAUAACUUAA
Molecule: messenger RNA, 630 nt
Organism: Nycticebus coucang (slow loris)
Lineage: Eukaryota; Metazoa; Chordata; Mammalia; Primates; Lorisidae
Product: DNA-directed RNA polymerase III subunit RPC10-like
Exons: 1
Coding region: 83-409 (108 amino acids)
Biological process (GO): termination of RNA polymerase III transcription; DNA-templated transcription
Cellular component (GO): RNA polymerase III complex
Molecular function (GO): DNA-directed RNA polymerase activity; zinc ion binding; nucleic acid binding
Source: RefSeq, a predicted model, not a curated record